AUGGCCCCCGCCAUUCCCCCAACGCCUUCUGUCACGCCACCACCAGCACUCCCAACAAGCCCAGGUCAACUAGGUCAGCAACCAAGGCCCUUCAAGAGGCCCUCAGGUGAUGAGGACCUCCCUUUGCAAGUUAAACAAGUCAAGAAGACUUCCAAGACCAACAAGAAAACCAAGACCUCCGCUGACCGUGAUGAAGAAGAUGAAGAGGCUGAGGAGCCUACCGUGCAGAAGAUGACUGUUACAUCUAGAAUUCUCAGUGAGAGUGGGGCUGCUCUUGCUCCGCCACCUCGUCGAGCUGGGACUGGGGUUCUCCUACCCCCAGUCGCUCCGAGGAUUGUCUCCACCCGUGUUUGCCGUGCUGAUCCGGGUGAUGUUCCCCAAGUCGUAGACAAGGGGAAAGGUCGCGACUUGACCAAUCUCGGCUCAUCUGACGCAGAGGACGAGCCAGAGGAUAAUGACGAAGAAGAGGAGGAUCAGGAGGAGGAAAAGAAGUUGAGUGAUGAAGGGCCAGGAGAAGUGGAUGACGAUGAAGAGAAGGAGAAGACGUCGAGCGAGGAGGAGAAGGAAAAGAUGUUGAGUGAUGAGGUGUCCAAUGCAGGUGACGACAAGAGUUCUGACACAGGUGACGAUGCCAUGGACCUCGACUCCAACAUCACCCCUCGCAACCUGCCUGCCUCCAAGCGUCAGGCUAGUGCCUCUCCCAUUGCCCAUCGCCAUGUAGCUCAGCGCAGCAAGGCUGACCAUGCCAACAAUACACCUUUGCCUGCUCCUGUCUUUGCUGGGUUCAACGAUAUGCCUUCCUCUCCCAUCGCUGACGACUUCAAUGAUUUGCAAGGCGCCUCCCGUACCAUGGGUGGAGUUGCAAGGGCCAAAGGACAUGGGGUAGCCCCCAACAUGGCUGACUUCAAUACCCAGCAAGCAGACCUUGUCCCCAUUCGCAAUGAGGGCAGGGUCUUGGUGUACAAGCAUGAGGACCGCACCAUCGCUAAGCCCCGUGCUGUAAGGAUCCCUUUGGCUUACACCUUGGGGCCUGUCCUUAAGGCUAUGGUCAAGAAAAUGACCGCUCUUGCAGACUCUGACAUCUCGUUGUGGGUCAACAAUGACUGGGAGAUGAAGGGCCCAUUUGCUGUGGCUAUUGAGGGGGAUGAGCCUGUUGAGUGGGACAACAACAAGGAAAUGGAGUUGUUAAUGGAACGCUCAACCCAAGGCUCUGGCUUCCACCCCCCUCCUUCCCCCUCUGUCACCUCUGUCGACACUCCCUCAACCAUCUCAUCUCUUGCCCCCUCUGCCUCUGUCUCCACUGCUGGUGCCGACACCGCCUCGCUUACCAUUUCCCAGCAGCUCACCACCGCCUUCUCCGACCCCGCCCUUCUUCAGCUUGCCAUCAUGCUGAAGGUGCUCUACAGCAUGACACCCAAGGCAUCUCAGAAGGGUGAGAUCCUGCAGAUCUAUGCUUGGAUGAAGGCAGCUGCCCAAGUCCCAGCAAAGUGGUUGGAACUGAAGAAUGCAGGGAAGUGGACUGGUUGUGAUCUUUCCAUCAACGAACUUUGCUCACUCUACAUCUGCAAGACCAACUACAACACCUACUCCAAGAUGUUCGACAACGCUGAGCAGUUCCCCAUCCUCCAUGCUCUGUUGAACGACCCCACUUACAAUCAGAGCUCAGAGGAACACAGAGCUGUCUGGGGAACUUGCAAGCUUACGAAGGAGAACUUGGCAGUUGUCACAAAGGAGUUGAAGGACAAGGAGGACAAGGAGAAGAGGGCCAAGGAGAAGGCCAGGCUGGCCAAGGAAAAGAAGUCCAAGAAGGCCUCAACUUCAAAUUUUUCUUUACAGGCCCUGCUCAUGCUGCUCUCUUUCUGGCUGCUCCUCGGACUCCUUCCAUGUGUCUCUGCAGCACCACUGGAGGAUCCCUUCCCAGGCAUCCUUUUUGCAGACUUUGCCAAAGUGAUCAAGUCCAGCUUUGGUGCCGACAUCACUCUUGCCACCGUCUUGAUGCUCCUCUUCAGCAUCACCAACAACACCAACCUUCUCAACCUCCAUGGUCAACAACAAGCUGUCCCUACCAACACUCAGGUCGUGACUAGCUGGAUGGCUGCCUUUGUCCGUGCUAUCAAAGACAGGCUUCAGCUUGACUCCCUUGUCGCUGAUGAUGACUCGGAUACUGAAAUGAACACUGACUCUGACUCUGGCUCUGACUCUGGCUCUGCAUCUAGUUCUAGCACCAACACCUCUGUCUCUUCUGAUGCCAGAACUACCUACGACACCCUAUUCCUCCCCACCGAUCGCCAUGAAGACCAGUCUCCAAAGCAACAGACCACUAUUCUGGGUAAAAAGCUUGACUUCUUUUGUCGCUCCCUCAAUCUUUACUCUCAUAACAAAAGAGGUACUUUGCAUGGCAAGCUCCUUCCCAUCUCCACCGCCGAUAUUUGCCCUGUCCUCAUCAUCACUCCCACUGUCAUUCAAUGCUCUGAUGCUACAUGUCCUGGUCGUGCUCUGACUCAGUACCAGCGGUACCGUGAUGUCUCCAAAGCCACCUUGCUUAGGGGGAGCGAGUGCUUUGAGAAGGUUCCAGUACUUGCAGGGAAAUGUCCUGCAUGUUCCUCCAUGUUCUGGGCUGACCAUGAGAGCUCAACAACCCUUCUAACAACCGCCACCUUGCGAUUCACCUUCCAGACGCCAAAUACCUCAAAGUCGGAACUCAGGCAUACCUGGAAGGCUUUUGUCUUGGAGUCCAUCCGGUUGCUUGCUGAGCCUAGUGGUGCUGAGCUCCUCUUUGUGGACAACAUGGCUGUCAAGGACCUCGUGACUGCUGCCUAUGAGUAUCUGGGAGAUGGGGGAAUCAUCCGCAGUGCAGAGGGGCAUUCUUGCGAUGAGUGUUGUCAUGCAUUCAAGGAUGUGGCUGACGUGAUCCCUAAUCAGCCUGACAAUCCUGCUGCUCUUGCUGGCCAUGAUGAAAAUCAUGCUGUCCCAGAGUAUGCAGGCCCUGCUGUGGAAGAUGCUGAGGCCAUGGAUGUUGAUGAUGUCCCAGCCAGUGAUGCAUCUGAACCUGCUGGGGGGGCUGCCCUUAGCAAUCCUGCUGACGUUCGCAUGAUUGUUAUUGAUGGCAUUGUCAUGGGGCCUCGUCACUGUGCCAUGCCAGGGUGCGAGGUGGGAUUGCUUAAUGCUCAGACUGGAGUGUUUUGCAAGGCACAUCAGGACGAGAUGGGGGUCCGUUGUCGCAUGAAAGACUGUGUCAGAGUCAAGGUGGCUGGGACUCAGGCAUGUGUCAAUCACCAGGAGCAGUGGAGGGUCUACCGGGCUCGCUAUGCCAACUCCUCACUCUUAGGAGUUCAGAGGAUGUUGAGGAGGGCUCAGGAGGAGAGGCAGGAGUGGUUGCCUGUUGGUGGAGGAGCAGAGUUGCCAGAGCAUGACGACCUUGCAGAGCAGGAGGUUGAACAGGUCAGUGGCAGCAAGUAUAACAACUACUUCUCUGCUCCUAGGUUCUACUGUGUGGAGACCAUCUGUGCUCCAUGUGGUGUGGUCCUUGCCUGGCGCAAGUUUGCCAAGUCAGAAGGGGUGGCCAAGAUUCUUUGGUUCCUUGAAGAUGUCUAUCCUCACGCCCUAGCUACAUUGCUAUUGACAAAGGGGCACUGGCCUGCUUGGGAACCCACCACUCAGAUCAUUGUUGACUCCUACCACUAUAUCAAUCACCAGGUGACUGACCACCUCUGUCGGACUUGGUGCAACCCUGCACCUCUCAAUGGAGAUGCCCCCAACUUGGUGGUGGUUGAUGAAGACAAACAAGGCAAUCCAUACUACAAGAGGGCCUUCAAUACUCAGGCUUGUGAACAGCUCAAUGCAUGGUUGGGUGGGUUCCAGACAGUUCUCAACUGGAUGACUGUCAGCAACUUUGACUUCACCAUGCAUGUGUUACUGUUCUUGCACACCCAGUGUGUUAUUGCCAGGCAGCAGGGGAGGGAAGAAGAAGCAGGUGAUGAAAGUGAGGAUGAAGAGGAUGAGAAUGGAGUGAGAUAUGGGCAGCAAGAGAUGCAAGAUGAUGAUGAUUGA
Molecule: messenger RNA, 4050 nt
Organism: Pleurotus ostreatus (oyster mushroom)
Lineage: Eukaryota; Fungi; Basidiomycota; Agaricomycetes; Agaricales; Pleurotaceae
Exons: 11
Coding region: 1-4050 (1349 amino acids)
Source: RefSeq, a predicted model, not a curated record